This is a messenger RNA of Bombyx mori (domestic silkworm), 5233 nucleotides long. RefSeq names its product putative glutathione-specific gamma-glutamylcyclotransferase 2. The coding region runs from base 347 to 1084 and encodes 245 amino acids. Gene Ontology annotation, cellular component: cytoplasm. The record is from RefSeq and is a predicted model, not a curated record. The transcript has 3 exons. NCBI's taxonomy places the organism in Eukaryota, Metazoa, Arthropoda, Insecta, Lepidoptera, Bombycidae. Gene Ontology annotation, biological process: glutathione catabolic process. Gene Ontology annotation, molecular function: glutathione specific gamma-glutamylcyclotransferase activity; gamma-glutamylcyclotransferase activity.
AUCCGAAUCAAUGUGAAUCAGUGUUGGACAAUUUAUAUUACGUACAACGUAACGUAAUUCGCGCAAAAUAUAACGUCAAUGCCACCUAUCUAAAAUCGUCACUCGUCAGUUUGCAAUAAGAUCUAAAGAGCGAUGGAUAACUCUUAGCGUAGAAGUUAUUUAAAUUAUAGUGUAAAUUUAAAAUUUAAAAGCGCGAGAUAUGAAUAUAAAUGAAAAAAAAUUUUUUUCAAUGUAUGCCCGUUGAAAUCAUUUAACUCGUCUUUUUAUCAUUUUGCUUUCACACUUUCUAUUCGAAUUUAAGUGUUACUAUUUCAAUUAUAAAAGCUGUUUGUGUUUGUAUACAAAAAUGGAUAAGUUAAGAAACGAAACGAGCAGUUCCGAAUCAAAAACAGAAUCUAACAAGGAACCUUUCUGGGUAUUUGGUUAUGGUUCCCUCUGCUGGAAUCCAGGGUUCGAAUACCAGCAAUCCUUGACUGGUUAUGUAAAAGGUUUCUCAAGGAGAUUCUGGCAAGGGAACACCACUCAUCGUGGAACAGAAGAUAAGCCGGGUCGCGUCGCCACUCUAAUAGAGGACAAGGAAGGAAUAACUUGGGGUAAAGCGUUUUUGGUGGCCGCAGAAAACAGCGUAGCACUGCCUUAUCUCACCAAAAGAGAAUGCAAAUUAGGUGGCUACAAGACCUGCGUUGUGAACUUCCAUCCAACACCUUUUUUACCGGCCACUAGGGCAGAUAAAAAGGAUGCCUUGCUGUACAUAGCCCUUCCAGAGAAUAAACAUUGGCUUGGAUCGGCGCCUUUGCCAGAUAUAGCGAAACAAAUACUGGAAUGCCGUGGUCCAUCUGGCUCAAACGUUGAGUAUCUCCUAAGGCUGGCAGACUUCAUGAGAGAAGAAAUUCCUGAGGCGUUAGACGAUCACCUUUUCUCCUUAGAAAGGUUAGUCAGGAAGUUCGCUGCCGAUUUCAAGAUAUGCUUAAGGUCUUUAGUUGGGGAACAAGAAAGAGAAGAAAGAGAGGUCAAAGUGGCCGUUCCUAGCAAUCAAUUCGCCUCUAGAAUACCCGAGAAAAAGCUGCGUUGCGUAAACAUGUGAAGUUCUUAUUUUCGAGAUUUCGUUAAGCUCGCAACAAAUUAUUUGUAAUGUACCUACAGGGAUUUUGUACCAAGAUUCAAUGUGGGGUAUUCUUGUGAUGAAAAUGAUUGUGUUCAUUCAUUGACGGAAAAUACAGAAACGCUAUCAUUUUAUGCGACAAACUAUGUUUCUUUAGAUUCCACAGAAAAAAAUAAGUAUCUAAUUUACGAUCGUUUUUUGAUAAAUAUCUUGAAUUUAAUGAGACCUUGAAUAGUAACGGAUAUAAUAAGAUCUCAAAAUUAUUAUAGAUUCGACAAUGUUUUAGUAUGUGAUCAAUAAUAAUUCGUGCUAGAUAAACUGACUGAAUAAUAAAUAAGUGACCGUAUCGUUAAAAAAAUAUUAAGCUUUUUGCAGCCAAUAAUGACUAAAAAUUUCGUUUGACUAUGGUUGUUCGUAUUUUGACCUUUGAAGGACCUAAUUAGGAACUUCUAGAAACCUAUAAUUACUCGCCAUUGUAUAGUGAGGAGUAGCUGGCCUUUUUCGUCAAUCGAAUUUCACGUAAGACAUUUUAUUAGGCUCAAUCCAUUUCCUUCAAAUACUUGGCUGGUAUUGGUAACAUUCGAUUUCUUUGUGAAAGCAGCUGAUACUCACAUUAAAUUUGCUUUAAUCUCUAAAACCCGCUACUUGUCAGUUUUUCAACAAACAUCAAACAUUAACUUUUACUGAAAAGCACUCAUACGCGGUUUUAGUUGAUGUGCUGAUUUCAUCUUGACGUUUGUGAGUUAAUCCAAUAUUUGGCCAAACAUUGCCCAACAUUGGCCAGGUUUAAAACGAUUUCAAUGUGGCUGCUCGCAAUAACAUUGAAUGAAUGAGAUACGACGUGUAAAUCUUUUACAAAUCAUUUCCAGUAGACCAAUGUAUUGAAUUCAAAACAAUUUUUAUUCCGUUAUACCUUUUAACUUUACUAUAUAGAUUAAUUUUGCGAUCUCCAAUUCAACCUUAAGUUUGCCUUAAUAUAUUUAAUGUUGAAAAUAUUAUUUAAACCUAUAAAUUAAAAAUAAAAAUAUUGGAACACUUGUAAGUAAAGUAGUACUUUAGUAACGUGAACACACCGGCUCGUAUAUUGUCAAUACAUAGUAUCCAUUUAAGAAUCAAUCCAGUACUCAAUUUUAGAAUAAUGUUGGAAAUGUUAAAACGACAAAUUCAUGAUGGAGCGUUAAUUCAGGAAAAUCCGUAAUCCAAUAUUUAAAUUACAAAAUACAAAAAAAUAACUACUAUUGUGUUGUUUGUUUUUUAUUAUUACUAUUUAAUCGAAAUAUAAUUAACUACCGGUUGGAAAUAAGAAAUUACCGUGUCUAAGAAAUCUGUGUAAAAAAUGUAUCUUUUGUAUUUUAUAUUCAGCAAAAAGUGUCCUUAGAGGAAGGGUAUUAUGGCAAAUGGAUUGAGUCAUGAGUUAAUCGUAAAUUCAUAGUUUACCACAUUUAUUCCUUUUAUUUUAUAUAUAUUGAAUUGGAACGACCGUUAAGGGUGUUCAAACCGGAAAAGUUUAUUAUGAAAAAAAUAUUAACAAGGGAAUAUGGAAUAGUAAAAAACAUUAAAAAUUUCAGAAUAGGAAAAGUAAAAUAUUAAAAAAAUUAACUUAAAGUAUCGGUAUUCUUUUUCCAAUAACCUAUUUAAGGCAGCAAAUUUUGAAACAUAAUAAAAGGUGUAUUGCAAUCGCUUCCGAUGCAAGAGCCGGUAAAAAGCACUGGUCUGACAUAAUUCUUUUAAUGUACGAUGCAUAAACAGUUUCCAUCUCAGUAAGAUAAUAUUUCAUGAAGCCGUAGUGUAACACGAAGGUAGUCUAACCGCCCCCGCGUUUCCUCGAGGCCGUUGACCCCUCGCGUCAGUUGACUCUUAAACGUGUUACAUUGCGUGCUUGAAAAAACGUUCGAAGGAAUAUGAAUUGGUGAUCAUUACAAUACGGUAGUGAUAAAUAAUCACUCAAUGUAUCUGUAUUCGCUUCCGGAAACGAUUUCAUUAUACCCUGUGUAAAAAACUAGCAUCAACAUUAUAAAGAUAGAGCAGAAACUGAAGAUUUUGUCGUGUGAACUAUCUGUCCAUCAAAAUAAACUUUAAAACAAUAUGCCUAUGAUUCAAAUUGGACUUGAUCAACUAGCUUAAUGUUAUAACACAUACACGAAUAUAAUAAUAAGCACGCUUAAAAUUACUUCUAAGCAGCUAAUUCAAAAUGCUCUCCACUAAAAAGAUAUAUAUAGUAAACAGCCAAAUAUUUGAAUGACGAAUACUGUUGUUCUAAUUAAAUCAGAUAAAGCUUUUAAAAUGUAGCAUUAUUGUUAUAAAAACUAAGAAUACACAGCUAUUUUUUUUUAAUUACUUAAGAUUAUUUUUAUUAUUAAAGUACUUUUUGUUGUUGUUUGCUUUAUAGUUCAAAUAGAUGUAUGCGAUAACAUAAUGAUGCCAAAGGCUUGUGAAGUUUUAUUUUUGUUUCAUUUGACUGUGUUCAGUUUUGUUGAUUUCAAAGAUAACAGAUCCUCUGGUCUCGGAAAUAGAGAUCUUUUUACCAAAACACAUUUUAAGUUUUACAUUGUUACUAUUAUAUUUAUUAUGAAAUAUAAGAUCGUUCCAUAGGUACAGUUUAUUCAAUCAUAAUUAUAAAUACUAAACAAGACCAGUCAGCUAACAAUAGAACAAUAAUGUUUUGAUUCAAGCCAAUUAAUUUCCAAAAUAAGCUAGAGCAGUCACCGCGUUUAAUUGUAAAUAACAAUUGUGAUAAAAUAAAAUGUAGUGCAUCUGAUAUCCAUAAAAGUAUCUGCAAGUUUACAGUUUACUACAUCGACCAUUAUAUUUUGUCAAUUGCACGAACUAAUAUCAAAGAACAAACUGAAGGAUAAUAAAAAAAAAUAUGACACUUGAAAUAUUAAAUAAAUAUUGAACCACUCAUGAUUUUAUAGAAUACAGUUGCUUUAAAUAUUUUUACGAAUAUUAGUAAUUUUAGCAUCACGUUUUUAAAAAAAAUUGACGUCUACUAUUUGUAAUCAUCAUCAUUCUCCUGCCCUUCACCCAGUCACCUGGGGUCGACGCAACAUGUUUUCUCCUUCCAUACUCCUCUAUCAUAUACGAUUUCUUCGCUCACUUCCUUCUUACACAAAUCGACUUUCAGGCAUUUCAGAUUUGUAAUGUUGCAAGAAAAUGAAAUGCUAUUUAAAAUAGUUAGGAAAUGUGUGAGAACUACUAGAAACUAAAAAUAACUAAACAUGAUGAUUCAAAAAAAAAACCUGAAAUUAUGUAGCCUUAGUAGAUAGAUCUUUAGUGAACAAAUGAGUAAUCUAUAUUCGUAUCUCGUGCGUAUUGUGGUUGUAAACCAAAAUAAAUAAGAGAAAUAUUAAUAAUAAUGUAGCUACAAUUAACAUUUCAUUCUAAGUAUCUAUUCAAAUUCUUGAAAUAUUCAAGAAUAUUUUGUGGUAAAGUAGUAAUAUUAUACCUUUAUUUUUAUUAACUGAACGAUAAGUAAAUGCUGAUAUAACUGACUGAAACAUCAAGAAUAUUUUAUUAAAGAUAUAUUAUAUAUGUAAAAGCUACGAUUCGCUUAAUGUAAAUUUGUUUUAAAAAAUCUAAUUGAUAUCGCAAACAAGAAAAGCAUUUUUAGUUGAACUAUUAUUCCGCAUCGAUACAUCGUUUUAAAUCGAUGCCUCCAAUGAACACUACUCUAUCUCCAAAUUCGUAGGUUUACAGGAGGAGCGUUUAAACGAAAAAAGUUGAUAAAAUCUUUAUAUUAUUGCAGAUAUAUUUAUGGUUUUUUCUUAUGUAACUAGCUGAUUUACUCUUGCUUCGAACCCCAUCAAUAAUGAAUUUUGUAAUACUUUUAAAAUAGUGAAACGACUUGCGUGAAAAACGAAAAUUUCAAAAUUUUGAGUUAGAUUAGUGUUCAUUGGAGGCAUCGAAUGUCUCAAAUCAAAUUCGCUGUUUAAAUUCUUCUUAUGUACAUAUAUCCAAUAAGCUUAAGUGUAAUAAUGUGCUGGAAUAUCCUAAACAAUGUGAUAAUAAUUGUACGCGAAAAUAUUUACAUUAAUUAUAAUCUGUAAUUUGUUAUGUACCUAAGUCUAAUAUUGUGUAUUAACGAAACGAAAAAAAAUCGUGUAAAAAGUAAAUAAAAAUCUGACAAACAAA